This is a messenger RNA of Ctenopharyngodon idella (grass carp), 5224 nucleotides long. It is a transcript of the gene kcna3a, whose product is annotated as potassium voltage-gated channel, shaker-related subfamily, member 3a. The transcript has 4 exons. Gene Ontology annotation, molecular function: protein binding; delayed rectifier potassium channel activity. The record is from RefSeq and is a predicted model, not a curated record. Bases 178 to 1725 code for a protein of 515 amino acids. Gene Ontology annotation, cellular component: voltage-gated potassium channel complex; membrane. Gene Ontology annotation, biological process: potassium ion transmembrane transport; protein homooligomerization. Lineage: Eukaryota; Metazoa; Chordata; Actinopteri; Cypriniformes; Xenocyprididae.
AAAUGUGUCAGGCAUAUGUUUGCCGUGGGCGGGAGUAGACAUGUGUUUAUAAAGCUCCGUGGGGCGGCGACAGUGUGUUAAGAAGCAAAAGAGAGCGCACGACAGAGAAACCGUCAAUUCACCCGAUGUUAGGUAGGGGAGGCGGGUCGCCCUCUGCCGCUCCGUCUCCUCACCUGUAUGGAUGACCACUACAACCUUAUUGACUCGCCCUCAGCCAGCCAUAGAGGGAACAACGCCGACAACCACGGGUACGCGGAGACGGAGAAGGACAUCAUGACAGUGGUCGCGUGCGAUAAUAUGCUGGAGGAAACCGCGGCGCUGCCCAGUCACCUGUCGCUGGAUCGAUACGAGCCGGACCACGAGUGCUGCGAGCGAGUGGUCAUCAACAUCUCGGGACUGCGCUUCGAGACCCAGCUGAAAACUUUCAACCAGUUCCCGGACACGUUGCUCGGGGACCCGAAAAAGAGAAUGCGCUACUUUGACCCGCUCAGAAACGAGUAUUUCUUUGACAGGAACCGACCGAGCUUCGAUGCCAUCCUGUACUACUAUCAAUCAGGGGGGCGUAUUCGGAGACCCGUGAAUGUUCCCAUUGACAUAUUUUCGGAGGAAAUUCGCUUUUAUCAACUUGGCGAGGAAGCCAUGGAGAAAUUUCGCGAGGACGAGGGAUUUAUCAAAGAAGAAGAGCGACCGUUGCCAGACCACGAAUUUCAAAGACAGGUUUGGCUUUUGUUUGAGUACCCAGAGAGCUCUGGUCCUGCGAGGGGCAUUGCUAUUGUGUCUGUUUUGGUCAUUUUGAUUUCCAUUGUUAUUUUCUGUUUGGAGACCCUGCCCGAGUUCAGGGACGACAAGGACCCAACUACUGUCUCACCUAUUGUAAAUGGCACUGGCCCUUUUGUGUCCAGCACUUUCACAGACCCUUUCUUUGUGAUUGAGACCCUUUGCAUCAUCUGGUUCUCUUUCGAACUGCUCGUGCGAUUCUUCGCGUGCCCCAGCAAGGCUACUUUUUCCAAAAACAUCAUGAAUAUUAUUGAUAUUGUGGCUAUUAUUCCUUACUUUAUCACUCUGGGGACGGAGCUGGCCGAGAGGCAAGGCAACGGCCAGCAAGCCAUGUCGCUCGCCAUCCUCCGUGUGAUCCGUCUGGUGAGGGUCUUUCGCAUCUUCAAGCUCUCGCGACACUCCAAAGGCCUCCAGAUUCUCGGCCAGACCCUAAAAGCCAGCAUGAGGGAGCUGGGACUCCUCAUCUUCUUCCUUUUCAUUGGAGUCAUCUUGUUUUCCAGCGCAGUCUACUUCGCGGAGGCAGAUGACCCAAGCUCGAGUUUCAGCAGCAUCCCUGAUGCUUUUUGGUGGGCUGUGGUUACCAUGACCACUGUUGGCUAUGGAGACAUGCAUCCAGUAACCAUAGGAGGCAAAAUUGUGGGUUCUUUGUGCGCCAUCGCUGGUGUAUUGACCAUUGCGCUGCCCGUACCUGUCAUUGUGUCCAAUUUCAAUUACUUCUAUCACCGGGAAACCGAUGGGGAAGAGCACGCACAAUACCUCCACGUUGGCAGCUGUCAGCAUCUCAACUCCACAGAAGAUCUGAAACGGACACAGAGCACAUCCUCCCUCAGUAAAUCGGAAUAUAUGGUGAUAGAGGAAGGAAUAAAUAGUGCUUUCAAACAGCCAAACUACUCCAACCAGAACAAUCAAAACUGUGUGAAUAUUAAAAAGAUUUUCACAGACGUGUAAAUCAUGUGCAGUGCCAGACGGUCUUACAACAAUCAUCAUGAUGGCACCACUGCAAAUGUAAGGUGGCGCGUUAUUAGGGUACAACGGGGCUAAAAGCCCCCCUUUAAAGGGAAAAUGUAUGUAUGUCACAGAAUUUUUUUUACUGAAUAUUGGAGAAAACUUAUUUGUAUAAAGUAAAUGCAAGAAGUAGUAAGUUUUGAUUUAAAAGGCAAGGGAAGAAUUUGUCACCAUAUGCAAAUAUUUUUGAUAUAGCAAGAUAUUUUUUAGAGUAGUGCUUUUAAUCGAUUAAUCGCGAUUAAUCGCAUCUAACAUAAAAGUUUGUAAAUAUAUAUACAUAUAUACAUAUAUAUUUACAAAAGUAACAAUUCAUUUUAUGUUAGAUGCGAUUAAUCGAUUUGACAGCACUGCUUAAAUGUUACUCUAAAAUAGUGCUGUCAAAUCAAUUAAUUGUGAUUAAUCGCAUCUAACAUAAAAGUUUGUAAAUAUAUAUAAAUAUAUGCAUACAUUAUAUAUUUACAAACUUUUGUUAGAUCACAUCUAACAUAAAAGUUUGUAAAUAUAUAUACAUAUAUAUUUACAAACCUUUAUGUUUCGCGAUUAAUUGAUUUGACAGCACUAUUUUAGUGUAACAUUUAAGUAAAAAUACCACUUCAGCGAACCAUGUAGCUAUUUUUAGCACCGUCAUAUUCCCUCCCAAAAACUAUUCCCUCCCAAUUACAGAACACAGUUAGUUGGACUACAGGUAGUCUCCAUCAUCAUCCUUUACCAACCUUCUGUAACAGAGUUUUUGGUUAGGUUACACUUAUUCAACAGAUACUGAAAAAUGAAAAAAAAUUAAAUCACCUUCAUCAAAACUUAAAAUCAUAAAUCUAUAAGACUUUUACCUCGAGAUAUAUGUAAUAAUUCCAAAGAUUUCUAUUAGCUACAUAAAUCUGAAAGAAAAAAGUCUUUUUUCCCAUUGCACACCUCAUGAAUCAGGACAAUUUAGCAGUGCAUAGAGACAAACAGGUGUUUAGGAAAGUACUGUGGUAGUUUUUGUUGCUAUUCAGAGCUUUGGGAGCAAAUAAAUCACAGGGCUUUUUACCCCUGAGGGCCUUUAGAUCCGUUGUACCCUACAUGUUAUGGACAAGCCAGCAUAUUACACUGAAGGCGCUUUUUUGGUAGAAAGGUGCCAAACUCCGAUUCACGUGUUGCAUUUGUCUACAGCACAAAGGAUAAGGUUCAGGUCAGGGACUAAAAAGAAGCACCGCUCACACUGCAAAUAUUGUGCUCGUAAGUCUGCGUUUGUUAUCAGUGUUAACAUAUAAUCAUCAUAAUACAUUAGUAUUUGCAAUAUCUAUUGCAAAGUGAAACAACUGAAUAUGUGUCGCUGUUAUUGUGAACAAACUGAAGAUAAUGCUGUGUUGAUCACAUGUAUUUUGUUGAAUAUAUAUAUGGGUGAUUCAAUUAGGGGAACUUUUCUGUCACUUAAGAUGAUUUUACAGAAAAAUGCUUUUAUAAAAAAAAACAACAAACCAAAAAUCCUAUCCUUGUUUCAAAGUUUAGAUUAAAAUAGAUUUUAAUGUGUCUCUUUAAUAGAGUGCAACAGUUGCAUUCUGGAGGUAAAAACUGCAUUCAUUUUCUUCAUGGGGAAAUUGAUUUUGAAUGAUAACUUGUAAUGAUAACUUGAUUUUCAAAAACAUUUUUUGCUUGAAAUUAAAGUUUGUAGUGUUAUGAGUCACCUCGUAGCUGAUUGGCUUGGUUCAUGGCUUAUAACGCUUUAACAAGGGCUUUUUUUUUUUUUUUUAAAUCCCUAUGGGAAAAAUGAACGGAAAAAUACUUCCAAAACCAGCGCCGCUGAAAAAGGGAACGGGCACUGUUGCACUCUAUUGCUUUUUCCUCAUUUAAUUUGCCAAAAUUGUCUCCUACCUUGACUUUUUAACUUCUCUUCUACCAUAAACAUAUAAAAUGUUCAAACCAUUUUUUUUUUCAAAACCAUAUUUUUAAUUAAUUUGCUAUUUUUGUACAAGUAGAUUUUUUUAUAACAAAGAAUUGUUGUCCUCAAUAGUACUAUAAUUACAGAAUAAUUUUUAAAAAUUAACUAAUUUUUUGUUUUUUCCGAGAAAAUAUUUCUACUUGGUUAGGAUGAUAUGUGAAAGAAUAUCAAUAAUUUUAAGAGUUAAGAAGAAAUCAUGACCUUAGAGUAGAUUUAUAUUAGGUGUAAACAUUAUUUUAAUUCUGAAACAAUCCAUUUAUUAUACAUUUUUAAUUAGGUUAAUUGGCUCAUAACUGACAAACUUUUUUCUCAAGUUAUCAAAGCCAUCUGGUCUUUAUUCCACGAUAAAUAGCAUAGAUUACGAUUUUCAUUAAGUGCCCCUAAUUGAAGAAUCACCCAUACAUUUCAGUGCAGACUCCAUUUAAACGCAAUGAAUGUGAAAAAAACAAUACGUUUUGUUAAUAAUGUAAUCAAAGAUGUGUGUCUAUUGAAUUUGACUUGCCUGUACCAAAUGAAAUUGGUUAAUACUGAAUGAAAGAAAAUAGAUCUUUAUUUUGUAAUCAAGUUAUUCGGUGUGUGCAAAGAUGUAGUCAUCUCCAGAUUAUGUAAAACUCAAAUCACGUCUAGCCUAAAAAUAGUACGUUCACGAUUUCCCUCAAAGUGAGACGUCACAGUGGUUUUGAAUUAUGAAAAAAAGAAGCAGCUGAAAAGGUGGCUUGGAUGUUAGGGGAAAGAAAAAGCUGCUGGACUCAUCGCCUCAGUGGCAUGGGAUGGGAGACUACGAGAUCAGAGACUGACUGAAAGACUGAGAGAUCACGCCUUGAGUCCGCCUUGUGAUGCAGUCUCCAUGGCGACUACAGUUUCCUGGAAAACAACAUGGAAGUCUGUCCACUGGAAUUUGCUGAUGAUGGAUAUUAGGCUAAUAAGACAAAGUGAAAUACUCUUGUGACGUACUCCAAAACAACGAAGGCAACAGGAUUCAGAAGCUUUCGUGAAUCAUGCACAGGCCAUAGAAUAAAUGCCUUUCAGAGGGAUUCAAAAAAUCAAAUUGCGGAGGUGCUGGAUCCAUAUCCAACCUAUUCCAGCACAAAUUACGCCCUUCAGGCUUCGGGGGAGAUCCACGCAGUGCCUAGGACCGAUGACCAAUAGAAACGGAGGCCGUUAACCUUUCUGCUACCAAAACAGAACUGAACUCACCUUCAAACAACACAGAAGAUGCCCGCAUAUCUCUACUGCCACUUCCCAUUUACGUCUGGCUAAAUCACAGUGAGCCGCAACACUCUAGAAGUGGCCUUUUCUGGGGUAAAUUCUGCAGGUUCACAUUUAAUAAGAAGAAAGCAAUAUGAAGUGAACUGAACUGUUGAACUGUUGGACAUGAGCUGAUCAUCUAUGAAUCUACUGCCCUCUGCUAUCUGGCAGAUAUUAAUCAAGCUGUUUUAUGGUGUCCAUCAUGUAUUUACAGUUUAGCUGUUGUUGUGCCAGAUGUGAGAACUGUGUGAAAACUAAAUCUUUCUUGCUCUUUGA